Molecule: messenger RNA, 11570 nt
Organism: Ceutorhynchus assimilis (cabbage seed weevil)
Lineage: Eukaryota; Metazoa; Arthropoda; Insecta; Coleoptera; Curculionidae
Source: the annotation of a GenBank genome assembly
AAAAAGUGGUAAGGGUAUGAGUUUUAUUUUGAAAUAUUCAACGAAUUUGUCUUUUUUUUUUGCAAGUAUGAGUCGAGAAUAAAUCUAUAUUUAUUUGGGGGAUUUUAGUUGACAAACAGUGAUUUUUGGGGUAUUUUUGAAAUCCUUUGGGGGAAAUUAGUUAUAACCAUCUGGCAACCCUGCUGACACAAACACACAUGUUUUUUUCUGCCUUUGCGUUAAUGUGAUUGUUUUGGAUAUUUUCCAUUGGCAAUUUUUCAUAUAAAUAGUUUGAAUACCUCGACAAAGCCUUUAUAAAAUUGUAUUUUAAGUGUCCCCGAGCUCAGGCUCCGGCAAAGAGAUUCCCCAUAUUUUGCUUCUUUAAAAUGUGAAGAUUGGAAACUACACAAGCUAAUAAAUAAUUUGAUCAUCAUGUCGCUGGACGUAUUGAAACAAUUCGUUGUCAGCCUCAAAUCGAAACAUGAACAAAUCAGGACGAGGGCUGCAAAGGAUCUGUUUAUAUACUUGAAAAAUGACUUGAGAGAUGCUACUUCGGAAGAGAUUGCUGCCUUUUGGGACGAGCUUUAUCAGCAUAUAUAUGAAAUGGUCUCGAGCAAUGAUGCAAAUGAAAAUAAGGGAGGCAUUUUGGCUAUCGUAUGUUUCAUUCGUGCGGAUGUUACCAAUAUGACAACAAGCCGAGUAACUAGAUUUGCUUACUACCUGAGAAACUUACUAGCCACUAGCGACGUAAGCAUAAUGGAGUUAGUUGCUAAAACCAUGCCCAGUUUAGCAUUAGUAUCUGGACCAGAGGCUUCCAAGUAUGUAGCGUUUGAAGUAAAAACUGCUUUGGAAUGGCUCAGCGAAGAUAAGACAGAACUUAAACGCCAUGCAGCAGUAUUGGUCCUCAAAGAAUUAGCCACAGCCCUUCCUACUUACUUUUAUCAACAAGUUUCAUCAUUUUUUGACUCGAUAUUUACUGCCAUCCAUGACCCAAAGCAGGCUAUCAGGGAAGCUGGCAUAGAAGCAUUAAGGGCUGCUUUGGUCAUAACUGCUCAGAGAGAGAAUGCUAAGGACAAUCAAAAAGGCGCUUCAUGGUAUAAACAAUGUUAUGACAUGUCAGGAAAACUAUUAUCAGUUGAUAAAGGCGAACGUAUUCGAGAUGAACGAGCCCAUGGCUCUUUAUUGAUCCUCAAUGAAUUGUUGAGAUGUUCCAAUGUAGCUUGGGAGCGAAAAUAUAUGGUUUUGCAAGAAAGUACCAAUCCCAAACCAAUUUCGUCCGAAGACGAUUUCAACUUCACCAGACCGCCUUUUAUGUUAUCGAUGCAUUCAAAGAAAAAGGCGAAUAACAUCAUGUCAUUGACGCAUAUCCAAGAUAAACCAGUCGUUAUUGAAUCAAGUAUUUGCCGUUUAUUGGUUGCUGAAAAAUUCGAAUUUAUUUGUAUUGAUGUUUUGGCACAAAGGUCAUUAAGAGUCAAUUUCGUUCAGCAAACUCUACUGGCCAUAUUACCAAGACUGGCAGCAUUCAACAAGAAAACCUUUGUCACCCGAAAUUUGCCUAGCGCCAUGAGUUACUUGUUCAACAUUCUCAAAGGCCGAGAAAAGGAUAGAAAUUCUGCCUUUAUAACUAUCGGUCUUAUAGCUGUUGCAGUAGAAGAAGAGAUCGAUCCCUAUGUAGAGAAAAUAAUGGAGGUUAUCAAAGCGGCUUUACCAAAAAGUGAUACGCCUAGCAAACGACGUCCUGUAAUAGACAGUUGCGUAUUUAAGUGUAUCACUUAUUUGGCUUUGGCAAUAAAGAAACAUGAUAAGAUGGAGAUACCUCAAAUAUUAGACCAGAUGUUGGCCACAGGACUAAGCCAAUCUUUAACUAUUUGUCUUCGGGAAUUAGCAAAAAAGGUACCAAUUCACAAGGACAAGAUAAGCCUGGGUCUGCUCAAGAUACUUUCGUUUAUCCUACUGAAUAAACCUCUGCUGCAUCCUGGCAUGCCUAGGAAUCUUUCCAAUUUUGGUGCUAUGAAUUUGGGCAUUGACAUCAACGAUACUCAGUUGAUUGUACUGGCUCUUCAUACUUUAGCUAAAAUGCUGGAUUAUUUUUACGCAGGUACAUUCGACUUUGAGGGACAGAAGCUUCUUCCGUUUCUGCAAAGAUGUGCUAAUUAUUUCCUGAUUCAUGAAGUCACUGAGAUCAGAUUGGAGGCAGUCAAAACGACUAGUCGGCUGUUGCGGCACGCAAUCAAGAGUGACAAUAAGAAUCCUAGUGAUACUGUGUCUAGAACUGUCGCAGACGUUUUACAAAAGUUAUUAAGUGUGGGUCUCAUUGAUAGCGAUGCCCAAGUUCGCUAUGGUGUCUUAACAUCCUUAGACCCAACAUUCGACGACCAUCUGGCACAGCAAGAUUCACUGGAAUUCUUAUUUGUUGCUUUGCAAGAUGAAGAAUUCAAAAUCCGAGAGGUAACACUCUUCAUAAUUGGAAGACUUAGUUGUAUGAACCCAUCCUAUAUCAUGCCAAGCCUGCGCAAAGUAUUAGUGCAGCUAUUGACAGAGCUGGAACAUUCCGGCAGUGGCAGAAACAAGGAGCAAUCAGCUACUAUGCUUGAUCAUUUAGUUGUCAGAGCACCAAGGUUGAUUAGGCCGUAUAUGGAACCUAUGUUGGAGGUUUUGGUUCCGAAGCUGCGAGAAGCCGACCCAAAUCCUGGUGUGAUCCUUUCUGUGCUUUACACCAUAGGGGACCUAGCAGAAGUUACAGGGGGCGAUUCAGAGCUUCAAGUGUGGAUGCACGAGCUAAUGGUUAUUCUCCUUGAAAUUCUAGUAGACGCUUCAGUACCCGAUAAAAGAUGCGCCGCUUUAGUUACUCUAGGCCAGCUAGUGGGAGCCACUGGUCAUAUAGUUAGACCCUAUAGCCGAUAUCCCACGCUAUUGGAUUUGUUGAUUAACUUUUUGAAAAAUGAACAACAUCCAUUUAUUCGACGUGAGACUAUUCGAGUUUUAGGACUUUUAGGUGCCUUGGAUCCUUACAAGCACAAGAUGCAUCGAGGCGAAAUCGACUACUUACCGCAAGCUCCCACCCUUAUCCCCAUGCCGGAUAAAAAUGCCACAGACGACAGCGAUCUUACGUCAAGCGAAAUGCUGGUGAAUAUGAGCUCUAGCACUCUGGAAGAAUACUAUCUAGCGAUGGCAAUAGCUACAUUAUUGAAAAUUAUUCGUGAUCCAAAUCUCAACAACUAUCACACAAUGGUAGUGCAGGCAAUCACUUUUACGUUUAAAAGGCUAGGAGUAAAAUGUGUUCCGUAUAUACCCCAAGUCAUCCCGAGUUUGUUGAACGUUGUACGAACUGGAGACCUUACUUUCAGGGAGUUUUUGUUUCAACAAUUGGCCGAACUUAUAGCCAUUGUCAAACAUCAUAUUGGCACUUAUCUGGAGGGUAUAUGCGAUUUGAUUAAAGAAUAUUGGACGCCAAAUUGCGCCAUUCAAGGAACAAUAAUUUUGCUUUUGGAAAGUAUUGCUGAAGCCCUUGGAGCGGAAUUUAAAGUGUACUUGCCUCAAUUGAUACCUCAAAUUUUGAGGGUUUUGAAUCACGAUAGUUCAAAAGAUAAGCAGCACACCAUCAAACUGCUUAAAGCUUUGCACAGGUUCGGAAACAAUUUGGAUGACUAUAUGCAUUUGAUUUUGCCGCCAAUAGUUAGACUAAUUGAUGCUUCCGAUUCUCCCACAGCUGUGUCCAGACAAGCACUGGAAACUAUUUCUCAAAUAGCUGAACUAAUUGAUUUGUCAGAUUACACAUCCCGGAUAACGCACCCACUGGUUAGGACAAUAGAUAAAAGUCCUGAAUUACGGGAUGCCGCUAUGGGUACACUUUACGCGCUUGUAUCUCAACUUGGAAGAGAAUUCCGUGUUUUCAUACCAAUGGUUAAUAAAGUCUAUACAAAGCAUAAGAUUGUCAACAGAAAAUGGGAAAUACUUGUAUUUACUAUAGAAGAAGAAUCCACAAUGGCAGAUCCAAGUGAUUCGAUCUUACAAAAAAAUAGAGCUAGACUAAAUAGAUCGCAGGGAAUGUCUAGCGAACCAUCUACAAUGUCUCAGCGAUUAAAAGUGACAGAGAAAAAUCUGCAAGAAGCAUGGGUGCCGGUUAGGAGGGUUUCAAAGGAUGACUGGUCAGAAUGGCUGAGGGGGCUGAGCUUAGAGUUGCUAACACAAUCUCCCAUACCUGCCCUGAGAUCGUGCUUACCCUUAGCUCAAACAUACUCUCAGUUACCCCGUGAUCUUUUCAAUGCGGCAUUCGUCAGCUGCUGGACAGAACUCAGUGAACAGAUGCAAAAAGAACUGAUCGACUGUUUGCAGCAAGCACUCACAGUACCAGAUUUACCAGAAAUCACACAAAGCAUACUUAACUUAGCUGAGUUUAUGGAACAUUGUGACAAAGGACCGUUGCCUUUAGAUGGCCAUUUGCUUGGAGAACAGGCCAUGCAUUCCAGGGCUUACGCAAAAGCUUUGCAUUAUAAAGAAGAUGAAUUUCUUCGCGGUGGCAACAAAGAUCAACACGUAAUAGAAGCUUUAAUUUCAAUUAAUAAUAAGUUGCAACAAAAAGAGGCUGCCGAAGGAUUGUUGCAGUACGUUAUGAGGCAAGGCAAUGAAGUACAAGUGCAAGUGCGUUGGUAUGAAAAACUUCACAAUUGGGAGAAAGCUUUGGGUUUAUAUGAAGAAAAACUCGUAAAAGAACCAACUGACCAGGAAGCCUGUCUUGGUCAAAUGAGGUGCCUGGAAGCUCUAGGAGAAUGGGGACAUUUACAUGGUUCAGUUGAAAAUAACUUUUCAAUAUUGAGUGAGGACAACAAACAAAAAGCGGGCCGUUUAGCGCUCGCCUCUGCCUUCGGUUUACACAACUAUCAAUCUAUGGAGAGAUAUGUGAAAAUUAUACCUCAAGACACACAAGACGGUGCAUUUUAUAGAGCCAUUUUAGCCAUCCACAAGGAACAUUAUAAGUCUGCUCAGGAAUUUAUUGAUAUUGCUAGAGAUCUGAUUGACACUGAAUUAACUGCUAUGGUUGGCGAAAGUUAUCAGAGAGCUUAUGGCGCCAUGGUACAUGUGCAAAUGUUAAGCGAACUAGAAGAAGUGAUGCAAUAUAAACUGGUUCCCGAAAGACGAGAACCCCUCAAACAAAUGUGGUGGCAACGAUUACAAGCAGGCCAAAGAAUAAUGGAAGACUGGCAGAAAAUAAUUCAGGUCCACUCGUUGGUUUUGCAGCCUCACGAAGACGUAAAGGCGUGGCUCAAAUAUGCCUCGCUGUGCAGAAAAAAUGGUUCCUUGAAGCUUUCAAAUAAAACACUUGUGAUGUUGUUAGGCUACGAUCCACAAAUCACUCCAGAAAAAGCUUUACCGAUUUCCCAACCACAAGUUACCUUUGCCUAUUGUAAAUAUUUGUGGCAAAUGGACCAAAGGGACAGGGCGUAUGAUAAGUUACAAACGUUUUUGAACUCUUAUGUUCAAGUGGAAGGCAUUGAUAGCAGUUUGGAGGACAGACAACGACUUUUAGCUAGGUGUUACCUAAAAUUGGGGAAUUGGCAAGAAAACUUAGAAGGCAUCAACGCAACUUCUGUACGCUCGGUUCUGAAACGUUACGAAAAAGCUACUGAAUUUGACAAUGACUGGUACAAGGCCUGGCACGCUUGGGCUUAUAUCAACUUCGAAACUGUUCUCUUGUAUAAAAAUAUGCAAGAGAAGGAAAAUGAAAAUCCAAUCGCUAGUAAAGAAGCAAGGGCCAGUCAAGAACUCGAGAUUAUUGAACACACCGUGUUGGCUGUUAGAGGAUUCUUCAAGUCAAUUUAUCUAUCAAAAGGCAGCUCCCUUCAAGACACUCUACGUUUACUAACGCUUUGGUUCGAUUAUGGCACGUCUCCUCAAGUUUCCGAAGCCAUCACAGACGGCAUCAGAAUCGUCGACAAAAAUACAUGGCUACAAGUGAUACCCCAACUGAUUGCACGUAUCGAUACCAAUAGAUUACUGGUAUCCAAGAAUAUCCACCAUCUGUUAGUCGAUAUUGGCAAGAUACAUCCGCAGGCUUUAGUGUAUCCAUUAACAGUGGCUUCGAAAAGUAAUUCGCCGAUCAGAAGAAGCGCCGCUAACAAAAUCUUGAAAUCGAUGAGCGAACAUUCGCCGACGUUGGUCAUGCAAGCUCUUAUGGCCUCAGAGGAACUCAUCAGAGUGGCAAUUUUGUGGCAUGAAAUUUGGCACGAAGGCUUAGAGGAGGCUUCAAGACUUUUCUUUGGCGAAAGGAACGUGGAAGGCAUGUUACGAAUUUUGGAACCUUUGCAUCAGAUGAUGCAAAGAGGCCCACAAACGUUAAAAGAAACGAGUUUCACACAAGCUUAUGGCAGAGACUUGUCUGAAGCUCAUGAGUGGUGCCAGAGAUAUAGAUUAUCAGGCAAUAUUAGAGACCUGAACCAAGCUUGGGAUUUAUAUUAUCACGUGUUUAGGAGAAUAUCUCGCCAACUACCACAACUGACUUCCUUAGAGUUGCACUAUGUGUCACCUAAUUUGUUAAAAUGCCAAGAUUUGGAACUUGCUGUACCUGGCAGCUACGCCCCUGGACAACCUAUUGUUAGGAUAGCAUAUUUUCAACGAUCUCUAGAAGUGAUUACUUCGAAACAACGCCCUCGUAAGUUGAUAAUCCGAGGUAGCAACGGUAAAGAUUACAUGUUCCUGCUAAAAGGCCACGAAGACCUUAGGCAAGACGAAAGAGUUAUGCAAUUGUUUGGGUUAGUGAACACACUAUUGCAAAAAGAUCCGGACACUUUCCGUAGAAAUCUGACUAUCCAAAGAUAUGUUGUGAUACCGUUAAGUACAAAGAGCGGCCUGAUUGGCUGGGUACCCCACUGUGAUACUUUGCAUACGCUUAUACGAGAUUAUAGAGACAAAAAGAAAAUUCUACUUAACAUUGAGCAUAGGAUUAUGUUAAGAAUGGCACCUGACUAUGAUCAUUUAACAGUCAUGCAAAAGGUUGAAGUAUUUGAACAUGCUCUAGAACACACACACGGCGACGAUUUGGCAAGGCUUUUGUGGCUGAAAAGUCCUUCAUCGGAAGUUUGGUUUGAAAGAAGAACAAAUUACACCAGAUCAUUAGCGGUUAUGUCUAUGGCAGGAUACAUUUUGGGUCUGGGCGAUAGACAUCCUUCCAAUCUUAUGUUGGAUAGGCUGAGCGGCAAGAUUCUUCACAUCGAUUUUGGAGAUUGUUUCGAGGUUGCUAUGGACAGGGAAAAGUUCCCAGAAAAAAUACCUUUCAGACUGACUCGGAUGCUGAUCAAUGCUAUGGAAGUGACUGGUAUCGAAGGAACUUACAGGCGCACUUGCGAAAGUGUCAUGUCAGUACUCCAUAGAAAUAAAGAUAGCUUGAUGGCUGUGCUAGAAGCGUUUGUUUACGAUCCGUUGCUAAACUGGCGCUUGAUCGAGAAUAAUUAUAGAAAUAGAUCUAAUACGGGCGAAGUGGGCAGUUUUCUCACCGAAACAUCACAGGAAACUGAACUGUCGGAAUCAUUCAGCGUGCAUAGGCGUUCUUUGCUAGCAGAUUUGACACACGACAGUACUCAGCAACCCGAGCAAGUUAGCAAAAAGGCUGUGACAAUUAUUAACAGGGUGAGAGACAAGUUAACUGGAAAAGAUUUCCACACCGAAGAAAUGCUGACCAUUGAAAAACAAGUUGACUUAUUGAUCCAACAGGCCACCAACAACGAAAAUCUUUGCCAGUGUUACAUCGGCUGGUGUCCAUUUUGGUAAAAUGCUUCAUUGUUUUUGCAAUAAUAAGGCUGACUUCUGUUGCGGAUAUAGAGAGAUUGGGUAUUUAACUCUCUAAAUGUUUGCUAGUUUAUGUAAGGAACAUUUUAUUUGUAAUUAUUUGUUUAGAUGUAUGUAUAAAUAUGACUUAAUUUUAAGACUGUAUUUAUUUUAAGUCUAUUUUUGAGAUUUGGGUUAGGGAUUUUACAAGUUUGAAUACUGUUAUCCUAAGAGCCAUAUCAGUGACCCUCAUACAUACUGUAUGUACUCAAAAGAGGCUUUAAUUUUUUUUUAAUAUCGAUGAAAAAAUAUUUAUGUUAUUUUAUAAGUGAAAUUACAAACUCGUUUUAUUUUUCUCUUAAAUCAUGACCUAAAACAAAUACACUUUUGCCAUUUUACUCACUUAUCAAAUAAGCCAUUCACUAAUUUUAAAUCUCAAAUGACGUCAUUUGCGUGUACGCAAAGUUGCAUCAAUUUCAAAUAAUGGCUCCCAGGCUGUGUGCCUGAAAAUUACACUUGCUUAACUACGACUUGGGCACAGUAUAUUGAAGAAGUAUUGAGAGACACCGUACACUGGUUGAAUCUGAUUUAUGGAAUUUGACACAUCGUCUUAUAUUAAAUCGAUAUUAUUAUUACGUGAUAUUUGAUAUAAUUAUUAUACAGUGCAAGAACGCAUAUUUGUUCAAAUCUUGAUAUUCCUUAAAAUAUUGUGUGCUUAUAAUCUAUAAAAAAAAAACCAUUUACAAAUCCAAGCGGCAGCCAUAGUUUGCUUGUUUGAUAUUAUAAUAAUCUUGACCUUAGAUUUAGUAAAGAUUUAAAUUUCAAUGGAAUUGAAUUUUUAUGUAUAAUUUGUAAUUAUACAUUCUGCUGCCUCUCCAGAAUAGAAGAUAUCAAAGACUGUAGUUCAAACUCAUCUUUUUUGUCUUCGCAUCUUCAGUUCUGUUCGGUUUUUUGGUGUUUCGGAAUGAGUUUUAUCGUAUACCAUGCUGCAAUGCCAAUGCUGAUUAUCCCAAUGGUAGUGAUGCUGCUAAUGGCUACGGAAUGAUAAUGAAUAUUCCGACAUACUGUGCUGCCCAACUCUGGAUUCAAAUUCUUCUCGUCGUUUUCCAACUCUUUCAGGUUGUCAGUUAGUCUGAAAACUGACUCGAAGGGUAGAUUCUGAGGGUGCUUCACACUGACUACUAUUUAUUACUAUAGGGACUCUUUUGGAGUAGUUGCCCAGUACUGAAAUGGUAGUGUUUCGUUAAGGAGUUGAAAUAUUCUGUUUUGUUUUGAUGGUGCACUCCUGAGAUAUUUGAAUAAUGCAUGUUAUUGCAACAUUUUCCCGCACACCGUCACAAAUGACAGAUAUGGUUGUGAAGGAAUCCGUAAUGAACAUCCAUGUGUUGGGUGCGCAGAGCUCCUUCCAUAUGAUGCUUUGAAUAUUGUUUAUUUGAAUCUUGCAAUGCCUUGGUUUCAGUCGUUCAUUUUCGUCAAUGAUGCAUGACGAAUUUGUCUCUAUAUUUCUGACUGAAACUGGAGAGCAAAUAAAGUGGUGAUCACAUGACUGAAUGCAUUGCUGCAAAUCGCAUUUAUUUAUUUAUUUAUUUAUUUAUUGGCAAUAGUAGUUACAAAGGAACAAUAGAAUAAAUUUAAUAGUUAAUAAUAUUAACAGAUUCAACUGACUUAACAACAUUCUAGUAAUUUAACUAAUUUUAAAAAAUUCCUCACUAUUGCAAUUAAUAGCACACAAUGGUAUUUUAAAUACUGUGAGUGUGCUUUUCUAACUUAUUAAUAAUUAUUCUUUUGAGGUAAGUAACAAUUUUUAUAAUUAGCUAUGUGUAAUUAAAUAAAUAUCUAUGUUAUAAUAUUAUAUUAGAUAGUUUAUAUUAAAAUUACUUUCAAUUAACCACUCAUUAACUGUUUUUUUUACUAAGUGAUAAGGUUUUGAUCUUAUACUUACAGGCAAGUUAUUGUAAAUUUUAGGUCCUACACAAUAAAUGUGAGUUUGACACACAGCAUGUCUAGGGUUUUGCAACAUAACAUUAUUUUGCAUUACACUUCUUGUAUUAAUAUUAUGAUUUAUAGCUUCUCGAUAUGUUGAGUUUUUUAGCAUAAAUCUAAUAACGGAUUUUAAAAAAAGUUGAUUAGGAGUCAGCAAAUAACUUUCAUUAUAUAACAGGUACGUUGGGUAUGUCCUAUUUUUGAAAAGCAUGAUUUUUAUAAUCCAUUUUUGAGCUAUUUGUAGUUUAUUCAUUAUAGUUACUCCAGCACUACCCCAUACAAUCAAUCCAUAGUUCAUAAUGGACUCUACUAGAGCAUAGUAAACUGUUUUUAAGGUUUUUAAGGGCAAAAUGUUUCUCAAUUCAUAGAAUUUAAAAAUAACUUUCCGAAUUUUAUCAGUUACCUGUUGAACUUGAACCUUCCAAGUAAAAUUCUCAUCUAUUAUAACUCCCAAAUAUUUUAAACUGUCCCUUCUCCCUAUGGAUUGAUUGCAGUGACACCGGUUAUCUUGUUUACAUUGUGAUUCAUGUACUAUAAGAUUUUGAUACUCGGGAAGUGACCACGAAGAUAACGAAAAAGCAACAAAUUUAGUCUUAUCAACAUUCAAUGAUAGCAAGGAAGUAUCUAGCCAACAUUUAAUUUUAAAGAGUACCAUUUCUGCUAUUCUUUUUGUCUCUCCCCAAUCAUCCCCACAAAUCACCACCCCCGUAUCAUCAGCAAAGCAAAAAACAUUACACUCAUCUGAAACCGAAAAUAUCUGAUUUACAUAAAUAUUGAAAAGUAAAGGCGACAAUACAGUACCCUGUGGCAAGCCGAUUCCUGCCUCUAGUCUGUCACUUUCUUCUCCUGUAAUAUUGACACUUUGUUUUCUUUUAGUCAAAUAUGACAUAAUUAAAUUAUUGGGGACACCUCGAAUUCCAAUAUGUUCCAGACGUUUGUGCAGGAUUCGGUGUGCCACAGUAUCAAAGAGCUUUUGAAGGUCAAGAAACAGUCCAAUUACUUUUUUCCUUGGUCUAAAUUUUUCAAAAUUGUUUCCGUCACCCUACACAAUGCAUUCUCGGUACUGACACCCUCCCUGAAAGCAAACUGACUAUCGUUCAAAAUUUUGUUUUUUUCUAAAAAUUUAACUAACUUGCUCUUGAGACAUUUUUCUAUAAUUUUACUAAUUGUACUGGUUAGUGCUAUUGGCCGAUAGUUGUUCAUCGAUUUUCUGUCCCCUUGUUUAUAAAGAGGAAUAAUAAUAGUUGUUUUAAGGCAUUCAGGAAACUUGCCAGCACCAAAAACAGCACCUAUAACGUGACACAGUGGCUUUACUAAAAUAUCUUUAUAUUUUUUUACAAUACUUGAACUGAUUCUAUCAUCCCCCCCCUUUACCCCAUCUUUUAAGUUAUUUAUUUGCCUUAAGACUUCUUUUUCAGAGACUGGGUCUAAACGAAAAGAAUUUUCCAGUCUCUCCCCACUAACAACAGUGUCACCAGGUAUAGAGCUGUUUGAUUUUAUAAUGCUUUCCGCCAACUUCCUACCUAUGUUCGUAAAAUAUUCAUUAAAAGCAUUUGCCAUAUCCUUUUUAUCUGUAAUUAUUGUGUUAUUAGACUUAACUAUAUUUUUUAUUUCAGCCUGACAACUUUUAUCACCUGUAGCCUCCCUUAUCACCCCCCAUAGUUUUUUUGGAUCUUUUGCAUAUUUUUGAGCUUGUUCUUUAUAAUAGAAAUAUUUGGCAUUUUUCACAAGCUUAGACAAAACAGUGCGGUACUUUUUAUAUCUGUUUAAUAGAAAAAUAUUGUUCUGAUUUAGAGUACAUUGUUUUUUUAAUUUGUCUCUGGUUCUGAUAGACACUAGAAGGCCAC